AAAAUUUUUAAUGGAGAAUCGUUUAGCGAUAAAAAUUCAAAUGGAUGGUAUGCUUUGAAUUUUCUAAUGGCUAAUUCAUUCUUAUCGGCGGUAAGAGCCGAAUCCUUACCUCUCAGAGUAUACGAUCCAAAUUAUCAAACAUUGGCGGGAAUUGAUGCUGAUAUUUUUGGAGAAGAUAAAAAAAGAGAUUUCGGUGGAUUUGCAGCAAAAGGUGGACCAAUUCAACCUUACCGUGGAGCUGCAGGCAUUGCAGGCUAUUUAGCCAACAAUGGCCUUUACUCAUCAACAUCUUUUAUUUUAAGCAAAUUAAAGCCUUUUCCAGAUACAUAUGAUCCAAAUUAUCAGACGCUAGCUGGUUUACCUGAUGUUUUUGGUGCAGAUAAAAAACAAACAGACGGCUUUAUAGCCGGGAGAGGUGCAUUUGACGAUAAAGGGCCGACAGUACCUAUGCAAAGGGGUGCUCAAGCUGAUAUGUACGACCCAAAUUAUCAGGUAUCAGUUUUCAAAAACUGCUUCGAAUUUCCAACUUACAUGCUUUUUUGCAAAAAUUUUGGUUAUUUGCAUUGGAUUAUUUUUGUUGGCAUUCGUGAAGAUAUCUUUGGUACUGAUAAGAAAAGAUGGUGA
Molecule: messenger RNA, 624 nt
Organism: Dracunculus medinensis (Guinea worm)
Lineage: Eukaryota; Metazoa; Nematoda; Chromadorea; Rhabditida; Dracunculidae
Source: the annotation of a GenBank genome assembly